Molecule: messenger RNA, 4889 nt
Organism: Alnus glutinosa
Lineage: Eukaryota; Viridiplantae; Streptophyta; Magnoliopsida; Fagales; Betulaceae
Product: putative disease resistance protein RGA3
Exons: 4
Coding region: 960-4355 (1131 amino acids)
Biological process (GO): defense response to other organism
Molecular function (GO): ADP binding
Source: RefSeq, a predicted model, not a curated record
UAGAAGAGCCCGGAUGUCCAGAUUUGGCAAGAUAAGAGGUUCGUAUCGUUCUGUGCAUCCCGUUGUUGAGAGCAGUGCUGUAGCUAUGAGCUUUGCAUCUCCUUCAAGCAUAACAUUUUGGAAUCCCAUUGCGUGACAUAGUUCUACUCCUUGCCUUGGUGAGAGCACAUUGCAGCCAACACUUGCCCAGAAUGAUCUCUCACGAUAAUGACCGUGCCCAUUAGUUUUCUCUCACCAUCUACAGCCGCAUCCCACUUCAUCUUUACCCAACCAGUCGGAGGCCUGCACCAACUUUGAUUCUGGGGGUCUACAAUCUGCAGCCCGGCCGGGUUGCUACAUUGGGUUGAUCUUGAGCCAUGUGAAAAUCUUUAAGCAUCUCUUUGGACUUUGGCGCAUUCCACCAAACAUGUAAGGGGCUGAAUGGUUCCUCCAAAAACCAACCUGUUCCUGCGCAGCCACAUUUUCUGUUCUACAACAGCUAACAACUCCAUGUCUUGAGGCUCCAAUCUAGUGAUUAAAUGUUCCAAAAUUCUGAGGAAAUCACCAUCUUUAAUCGUGCUCUUCUGAAGCCGUCGAUUACAUGCCGCCCAAAUCGCCGAGGAUGCUUCGCAGCUCCACAGAAAAUGCCCGCUAGUCUCCGUCAAAUACCGUGGGCUGGACAACGCAGAGAUUGAAAAUUCAUCAUAGACUUGACCAAAGUCUAAAAUGGCUGCAAUUACUUGGGAAUUUCCCAUAGAGCUUCUUCUUUUCUUUAUGUUGACUUUUUUUCAUUAGAUGUGACAUAAUCCAUGUGAAUUUGUUGUUUUUGAUAAACUGUUUUAGAGCUUUGAAUGGUCUCAAUGAACAAAAGCUAAUACAACAGCUUUAUUCACGUGAAGACCUCUUUGUGUCAUAAACCACGGUAAGAAUUCCUUCAACUACUUCACUUUUGAGGGCAUUCCUUCACUAACAUUCAAGAAAUGGCCGAACUUCUCUUCCUUACUGCCGAGCGACUCGUUGAGGCUUUGGGCUCAUCGGCUGCCAAACAGAUCGGACUGCUUUGGGGUGUCCAAGAUGACCUUCAAAGCCUGACGAACACCGUUUCAACAAUCAAAGCAGUGCUUCUGGAUGCGGAGGAGAAACAGGCUGCAGGGAGCCAUGCAGUCAAAGAUUGGAUCGGAAAGCUAGAAGAUGCCAUUUAUGAUGCAGAUGACUUGCUGGAUGACGUUUCCAUUGAAGCUCUACGAAGAGAAAUAAUGACCCACGAUAAGAAGGCCAAAAAGGUACGCAUCUUCUUUUCUGAAUCAAUCCAAUUUGCCUCUCGUCUUAAAAUGGCCCGUAAGAUUAAGGCCAUAAAAAAGAGGUUAGAUGCCAUCAACGUCGAUAGGAAGAAUUUUCAGUUGGAGGUACGCCAAGUGGAGACACGAGUAGUCGGGAACAGGGAGAGGGAUCACACUCAUUCUUUUGUACCUGCGGAAGUAGUUGUUGGGCGAGAGGUUGAUAAGAAGGCUGUUAUAGACCAUCUUAUGGACUCCAACGUUGAAGAGAAUGUUUCAAUCCUUCCAAUCGUUGGCAUUGGUGGAUUGGGAAAGACUACACUGGCUCAACUCGUAUUCAAUGAUGAGCAAAUCCAAAAACAUUUUGACCUCAAAAUGUGGGUGUGUGUCUCUGAUAUCUUCGAUGUUAAAAAUAUUGUUGAAAAAAUCUUAGAAUCUGCAACAAACACGAAACAACCAACUGUUGAAAUGAAUACACUGGUAAACUAUCUUCGAAAAGAAAUCAAAGGAAAGAAAUACUUCCUUGUGUUGGAUGAUGUGUGGAAUGGCGAUCAUGGAAAAUGGUGUCGCUUGAAAGAAGUGCUGAUGGGUGGUGCAAGAGGCAGUAGAAUAUUGGUUACUACCCGCAAUGAAGUCGUUGCAAGGACCAUUCGACAGGAAAGCGUUGCAAAGAUUAUUGGGACAGUUGAAUCAUAUUCCUUGAAGGGUUUAGCUGAAGACGCUUCAUGGUAUUUAUUUAAGGAGAAGGCAUUUGCAAAAGGACAAGAGCCGGAGAAUUCAAUCAUCGUUGCACUAGGGAAGGAGAUCGUAAAAAAGUGUCAAGGUGUCCCUCUGGCCAUAACGACAAUCGGAAGUUUACUAGGCUCCAAAAAUUCCGAAACAGAGUGGAUGUCUUUUAAGAACAAUGACCUCUUGAAAAUAUCUCAGAAUGAAAAUGACAUCUUAACAACUCUGAAGUUGAGUUAUGAUCAUCUUCCUUCACAUUUGAAGCAUUGCUUUGUUUAUUGCAGUUUGUAUCCAAAAGAUUACGAGAUUGAUACAUCAAAUCUGGUUAAGCAUUGGAUAGCACAAGGAUUUGUCAAGUCAUCUGAUUAUCAAAACCGAUGCUUGGAAGAGGUUGGUAAUGAGUAUUUUAAGGAUUUGCUAUGGAGAUCAUUCUUUCAAGAAGCUGUAACGGAUAGGUUUGGUGACGUAAUUCGUUGCAAAAUGCAUGACCUCAUGCAUGAUCUUGCCCUAUCAAUGGCAGGAUCGUUGAUUGCCACAUUAGAUGAGAAGAAGACAAAUGUUGAUGAGAAAACCCGUCAUGUAUCAUUACUUGCUGGUUACGAUAGACAUAUUUCUUCAUUGUGUGAAGCAAGUAGGAUACGAACAUUUCUUUACCUUAGUGACGAUAAGUAUGAGAUUGAUUGUGAUGAACUUUUUUCAAGUUUCAAGUUCUUGCGUAUGUUGGAUCUGUCGGGUAGAAAUCUUGAUUCUGUGCCAAGCUCUAUCGGGGAGUUGAAGCAUUUAAGGUAUUUUGAUCUUUCUUUCAAUCGGAAAAUGAAUAAGUUACCCAAUUCUAUAACCAGGUUGCAUAAUUUGCAAACACUAAUACUCUCGUAUUGUGUUUCGCUUGAAGAAUUGCCGAGAGACAUUAAAAAAUUGGUCAAUCUCAGGCAUCUCGAGAUAGAUUAUUGUAAGGAUUUGACAUAUAUGCCACGUGGAUUGGGGCAGCUGAAUAAUCUUCGGACGUUAACAACAUUUGUGGUUCACUCAGGUUCUCACUCCAGGCAUUGCGCUAAUUUACGAGAACUGAACGGACUAAAUAAGCUGAGAGGAUGCUUGGAGAUUACAAAUCUCGGUCAUGUGAAAGGUGUUGCAUCAGAAUAUGAGGCUGCAAAUCUAAAGGAUAAACAACAUCUUCAUGCUUUGGGUUUAUAUUGGAGUACUAAAGGAGAUGUCAAUGAUUGGGACGUUGUUGAGGAUGAAAUGUCAUUGGAAGGCUUCCAACCGCACCCAAAUUUGAAAGAUCUAGACUUCUAUUACUAUCCGGGUUCAAGGCUUCCGAGUUGGGCUUCGUCACUCACAAAUCUUAUUAGAUUUCAAUUAUGGGGCUGUAAGAAAUGCCAAUAUCUGCCACCAUUGAGUCAACUGCCUUCUCUCAAGACUCUUAUUCUUGAAUAUAUGGAUGGUAUGCAGUACAUAUCAGAUAGCAAUGACUUCUCUUCUUCUUCAUCAGCGCCAACACCAUUUUUCCCAUCCCUCAAGUAUAUCUACCUCUAUAAUUGCCCUAAUCUCAAAGGGUGGUGGAGGAGGAGGGGUUCUUCUAUGGAGGUCAAUAGUGAUAGUCAUAAUUCCGUUGUUAUAAGGGAGCAUCCUUUACUCCCUUCAUUUUCUCGUCUCUCAGAAUUAUGGAUCCGGCAGUGCCCUAUGUUGACUUCCAUGCCAUUGUUUCCACAUCUUGAAGAAGAGUUGCACCUAUACAAUACUAGCUGGAAGCCACUACAACAUACAAUGAUGAUGAAUAUGGCUGCACUACAAAUCCCUACAUCAACAUCAACAACCUCCUCUCCAUCCACUCCUCUCUCAAAAUUGAAGUGUUUAUCACUACGUUCCAUUACGGAUCUAGUAACCCUACCACUCCAACAUUUCGCUUCCGUUCAAGACCUGUAUCUUGGUCAUUGUCCUGAGCUUGAGUUAGCCAAUGAUGAGGAUGAGAUGCAAUGGCAAGGCCUUAAGAGCCUCUUGUCUCUUCGCUUCUCUGGACUUCCAAAAUUGGUGUCUCUCCCCUCAGGGCUUCAACAUGCUACCACUCUAAAAAAUCUCAAGAUUAGGAAUUGUAAAAGCUUGACGGUUGUACCAGACUGGAUCCACAACUGCAAAUCCCUUCAAGUCUUUGAAAUUUCUCAAUGCUCCAAUUUGACAUCACUGCCCGAAGGAAUGGUUAGGCUAACCUCUUUGCAGAGGCUAAAAAUUGAGGAUUGUCCCAUCUUAUUGCGAAGAUGCAAGAGAGACAUAGGUGAGGAUUGGGCAAAAAUUUCUCACAUUCCAGAGUUAGACUUACGAUAUCCGUCUCAGCAAGAAGAAAAUUCAAGCACCCUGCAUGCAUCUUCGACUUAAUCAGUGAAGAAAAGCCGGGAUGGUUCUUGUUCUUGUUGAUGAUGCUGUAGAUGUCAAAUGAAAGAGGAAUAGGAGAGCGUGAGGAUGACUUACAAUACUACUGGGUUCUUUAAGUUUGAGCCUUGCUUGCUCUGAUUCAAAACUACGGAGAUAGCAAGGAAACUUUUUACAAAAUGUGUCAUUGUUGCUAAAGCUGGGGUUUAUUCCUUUUGGUGUUGCUCCUGACUCAAUAUGAUAUGUUGUCAUCUACUACCUCUGUGGUUGGAAGGGACUCCACCACCGUUGCAGCCAGAGAUACUAGAGCAACCUUAAAAGUUAAUGGUUGGAAGGAGUUAGGCACAGCUGAACUUUACAUUCAUGUGAGGUCUUCAAAAAGAAUUGCAUGUUGGCUGCUCCAUUUUGGCUUUUGUGGCACUAGAAACAUAAUAAUAAUAUUUGGGUAAUAAAAUUUAUGUGGGACAAUUUUAACUCUUUAGGGUAAUAUAUUUUUUGGCUUUUUGUUUAUUUUCCAAUAUUUGUUUGUAUGCAGAAGAG